Molecule: messenger RNA, 309 nt
Organism: Acanthocheilonema viteae
Lineage: Eukaryota; Metazoa; Nematoda; Chromadorea; Rhabditida; Onchocercidae
Source: the annotation of a GenBank genome assembly
AUGUUCUUUCAAGCAGAUCCAUGUCCCUUGCUGUCAGCUAGUGAUAUCCAUUUUUGUGCAGUUCAAGGUCAUGAUUAUCGACAACGCUGUACUAUGAGUGAGAUGAUGCAAAGUGAAACUAUCCUUGAUGCAUCGUGUUUUCCAUGUUUCGAACGAUUCGAAAAUAUAAAAGGAUGCUUUUGGCGUUGGGCUCAACGACGUCAUCAACUGGCGGAAAUAUCAGAAAUACAUGAAUCCAAGAUGAAUUGUGGUCGUAUGACGCAAUUGAACAUUGAACAGUCACCAUCACCGUUUACUAAUUAUCGAUAG